This is a messenger RNA of Durusdinium trenchii, 2772 nucleotides long. The record is from the annotation of a GenBank genome assembly. Lineage: Eukaryota; Dinophyceae; Suessiales; Symbiodiniaceae.
AUGAUCGAAAGGCUGGGCGGUGAAGUGGCGCGGGCGACCACCGUGGUGAGCUUCCAGCCGAACGCCUCGUUCCCCAUGCAUCAGCAUGUGGGCGGAGAGGAGUUCAUCGUCCUGCAGGGCGCUUGGUUCGACGACUGGAACACACAGCCGCAGAUGACCUAUGUGCGGAACUACAUCGGUUCCAAGCACACGCCCCGCAUCGGCCCGGAGGGUUGCACCAUCUUGGUGAAGUUGUGUCAGAUGUCUGAGAAGCACCAUGAGCCGGACCACAGCCAGUGGGACAUCAGUUCUUCCAACCCCCAGUGGAGGCGGAGUGGUGCAUCAGGACCCUUGGAGCUGCGCGUCUUCCAGUCCCCCUUGGAAGAGGUGCACUUCGAACGUUGGAGCCCUGGUCAGCGAGGCACGGUGGAGGUUCCGAAGGACGGGGAGGAGGUCUUUGUGAUCGAGGGCUCCUUCAGCGACGAGAUGGGCGAACACCGGACCUGGUCGUGGUGUAGAAACGCUGGUGAGCGACAUGCGCGCCUCACGCGCGUGGCGGGAGCAAAGGGAUGCCUCCUCUACAUCAAGUCGAAGCACCUGAACUCGCAUGAGGCCCAAAGCCGAAUGAAGAUGUUAACCAAGUUGCAGGAAGAAGCCGUGGCAGUAGACUACGACGACCCCUACCUGCAGUUGGAGUUCCCAGCAGCGUCCACGCUGCCUCCGCCUUGUAUUUCCGUCAUCGAGGCCGGCUUCGGCUACACUCCGGACCGGAUCCUCUACCAGAACCUGGACUUUGGCGUGGACUGCGACUCCAGAGUGGCCAUCGUGGGCCCGAACGGUGCAGGUAAGUCCACGUUCCUGAAGCUCUUGGACGGUUCCCUUGAGCCGACCAACGGCUUUGUCAGGCGGCAUGCCAAGCUUCAGUUGGCCAGGUCGGAGUCCUUGGCGAAUGUGGCGGACUUGGUGGCUCAGGCGGUGAAGCUCCAGAGCCCUCCUCGCGGCCACCGCGUGCCGGUCGACUCCUCGCGUGAACCUUUGGGUGGCGGAUGCUGCUUCUAUGGUUGGGUCAUCGUGGCGGUCUGUAUCCUUUGCAAAAUCUUCAAGGUUCAAGGACAGAACAACGUGAUGUCCUACACCGUGCCGCACCUCCUUGAGGACUUCCAGCUCUCCCACUCCGAGCUAGGAGGCCUCUUUUCGGUGGCCACCAUCUUCGCUGGCAUGGCACAACCCGCUCUGGGCCGCACGAUGGACCGCUUCGGUGGUCGGGUGUGCAUCCCAAUUGUUCAGCUGGCCAUUUGCGGGACUCUCUUGGCCUUCGGCCUGUGGCAGCGCCCGGAGGAUCGCCUGGCCUUGCGCGUCGAGGUGAUUGGCGUCUUCUUCUUCCUCCGCAUGUUGUGCCUGGGCGCGGGCGAGAUCUUCCCGAACGCCUGUGUGCAGCAAUGGUUCAAACGCCGCCGAGGACGUGCUGUGGGCGUGGUUUUCACCUUUCAAUGGCUUGGCAAUGCAGUCUUUGGAACGGUGAUUGCUGGCAUUGUGGCCAAUUACAGUUGGCAUACCGCGGCGCUGUUGGGCGCCACGGCGAACUUGUUCUUGGCGCCUUUGUCGGCUUUGCUGUUGAGAAGAAGCCCAGAGGUUUGCGGUUUGCUGCCUGAUGGAUGGGCUGCCAUUCCUGAAGAGGAAGAGGCUGCCUUAAAGGAAACCACAACAACCACCGGCGAAGUGCAGGAGACGAGUGAGAUUUCGGUGAGGCGCUUCUGGGCUCAUUUCGUUUUCACAUUCUUCUAUGCUUUGAUGUUUGGUGGCUGCGACUUCUACAUGAUGGAGAUGGUUGCUGAGGCGACCGUGGGCGUGAGAGAUGUCUCCGUGCCAUUGCAUGUCUUCGCGCCCUUGGCGCUUUCCUCCUCGGUCUCGAUCCCGGUCGUGGGCGAGCUGAUGGAUGCCUACAGUAGCCGCAAGACGUGGCUCCCAUCCUUCCUGUUGGCCGUGGCGGGUGUCCUCACGGCCAGCGUGACAAGUGGGCUGACGAGCAUCCAGAGCUGGCCCACCGCGGUGCUCUGCGGAGCGGUGCGUGGCAUCACAUCGGGGAUCUUUCAGAGUUUACUCUCUGCGGGCUUGGCCUUCCUCUCUUUGGGCGUGAGCCGCAAGGAGAUUGGCCGUGUCUUGGGCUACAACCAAUUCUGCACUCUCGUCGGGACAGGCGUGGGGCCCCUGUGGUACGGCACCUCUCGUGACCUUUUCGGCAGCUUCAAGGUCUCCUUGUGGCGGCUUGGCGGGCAGGGAGUGCUGGGCGGGCGGAAGGACUCGGACGCGGUGACCCACAUGCGGAAGCUGGGCUCGGGCGGGAUCAAAGAGGACGGCACGAGUGAGGUCACCGUGGAGGAGGCGCGGAAAUACCUGGGCCGUUUUGGCCUCCACGGCGACCUAGCGCUGCAGCCGGUGAAGUUCCUCAGCGGAGGGCAGAAGAGUCGGUUAGCCUUUGCAGAACUGGCCUGGUCCUCCCCUCACAUCAUGCUCUUGGACGAGCCCACCAACCAUCUGGACCUCGAAACCAUCGAGGGCUUAGCCAUGGCCCUCAACAAGUUCGAGGGUGGUGUAGUCUUAGUGAGCCACGAUGACCGCCUGGUCUCCAUGGUGGCGGAUGAGCUCUGGGUGGUGACCCCUGGACCUUCGAAGGACGUGCCCGGCAAGGUCACCGUCUUCGAAGGAUCCUUUGAGGAGUACCGAGAAAUGCUCCGGAGCGACUUCAUCAACAAACACUUGACCUCUGGCGGCCGAAUCAAGCGGAAGGCCUAG